Molecule: messenger RNA, 300 nt
Organism: Paracoccidioides brasiliensis Pb18
Exons: 3
Coding region: 1-300 (99 amino acids)
Source: RefSeq, a predicted model, not a curated record
AUGGAAGGGGUUAUACUGAAGGAGAGAGCGCAUGUCAGCAGUGAUGCUUGGAUGCCUGAGCUCUGGAAAGUCUGCGGGAGAGCCCAAAGCAGCGGAGACAACCUGCUCUCCAACUGUUUACUCCGAGCUGCGUCAUUAUUACAAAGUACAGAGAAGCGAUCUGUCAAGGAGCUUGGUAAUAAAGUUGCAUAUAUGGGUUCUUUUCUGGCAGCCUCGAUAAUUAUCUUUUCGCCCUACCAUUGGCAAGCCUUUGCUAACCGGCUCUCGGAUGCUUCGGAGAUGAUUCUGAUCGCCCGGUAA